AUGACUGCUGAUGGUAGACGCUUACGAACAGGAGGUGGAAUAUUAUGGAACAUCAUGAAAACAAGAGAACCAAUGGCCUACAAAGAAAUUAUAAAAAAGGCCAAGUACUUUGAGAAGCAAUUUAAGAGACAAAAUAUCCAGCAAGCACAACAGCAAAACAAGGAGGGUUCCGCUCAAGAAACUGCAAUUUCAUUAACUGAUGAGGCUUCAUCCAGUGUUCCAGAAGGUUCUCAAGUAGUACCUCAAAAUCAGCAUGAACAGUCCUGUACUCAAAAGAAGCACAUAUCUGUUCGUGACAGGAUCGGGGUACCUGUUUCAUAUGAUGACAUCCUUGGUGAUGAUCCAAAAAAUGAUUCUAUGUGAUUUUUGGGAAACAUGAAAAUUGGCUUGCCUUCACUUUGGGACUUGUGGGCUUGCUUACUCCUUUUCUUUUCUUUUCUUUUGAUAGACGCAGAUAUCUUUUAAAAGGCUGCCAGAUGGAAUUUUUCUUCUCAAUUUUUGAAAUGAGGUUAUUGAAGAGUGUUGCAUCAAUUUAUGGUUUUAUAAAUUUAAAAGUGACGCUUUUGGCCUCUA
This is a messenger RNA of Hevea brasiliensis (rubber tree), 573 nucleotides long. RefSeq lists its product as uncharacterized. The transcript is spliced from 2 exons. Gene Ontology annotation, biological process: snRNA export from nucleus. NCBI's taxonomy places the organism in Eukaryota, Viridiplantae, Streptophyta, Magnoliopsida, Malpighiales, Euphorbiaceae. The coding region runs from base 1 to 363 and encodes 120 amino acids. The record is from RefSeq and is a predicted model, not a curated record.